Mercenaria mercenaria is the source of this 2331-nucleotide messenger RNA. RefSeq names its product E3 ubiquitin-protein ligase TRIM33-like. Gene Ontology annotation, cellular component: chromatin; nucleoplasm. Bases 198 to 1061 code for a protein of 287 amino acids. Gene Ontology annotation, molecular function: zinc ion binding; ubiquitin-protein transferase activity. Gene Ontology annotation, biological process: positive regulation of DNA-templated transcription. The record is from RefSeq and is a predicted model, not a curated record. The transcript has 2 exons. Lineage: Eukaryota; Metazoa; Mollusca; Bivalvia; Venerida; Veneridae.
AGUACAUAUCUGCCUUUUGUUUAUCUGAUGUUAUCAUUGUCUUUGUUUUCUUGGGAAUACCGGUAUUCUAAAAGGCACAUUGGACUUUGGACUUUGGACAAAUACAAUCGAACAUAUGAAAAUAGAAAUUGAUUAUAACCAGGUUUUUACGAGAGUCGGUGUAAAUCGUUUAAUGUCUGGACUGCUUGAUAACCAAAAUGGCGACAGGAGGUGUUUCUGCAGAUACCUCGGACGAAAUAUUAGAUCAUGUUUGUUCGAUUUGUAAGGAGCAAAAUAAAAAUGUAAAUGCCGCGAAAUAUUGUGUGGACUGUCAUGAUUACUACUGCUCAGAUUGUGUUGAUAUUCACAAAACCGUUCCCGCACUUAAAGGACAUAAAAUACUGGAUAAAGAAGUCGGUCAGGAAGGAAACCUGCCAAUGGUACCUACGGAGCGGUGUGAGAGACAUAGCUUCAAGCCUGUUGAUAUGUAUUGUCAGAGUCAUCACAUUGUCGGAUGUGACACAUGUAUGACUGUCGAUCACAGGACCUGUCAAGAUGUAUUCUACGUACCGGAAGUUGUGAAAACAAGAAAAAAUGUUGUGCCAGAAUUUCUACAGCGUAUUACAAACGUUGAAACAAAAUUACAAGAUUUUCUUAAAUCCUUCAACAGAGAAUGUACUGAUCUACACGACAAUAAAUUGGAAGAAAUAGAAACAGUAAAAAGGUUUACAAAGAGUUUUGAAGAGAGGAUAAAGGAAGCAAAAAAGGAUGCGAUUGAUUUGAUAGAGAAAAGAUACACGGAAUUAAAUGAAGAGUUACAGAAGAACACCGACAAUGUACAAAAAGAAGUGAAAAAUGUUGGAUCAACGACGGCAGUCAUCGAUUCUGCUUUCCAAAACGAGUCGCAAGCUUUUGUUUCUAUGAUAUUCGGAGAAAAGAGCGUUUCGUCUGCUGAAAAACUGUGUAGAGACGCCGAGAUGAUCAAACUUGGCAAACGAGUUAAGUUCUUACUUAAUCAACAAUGUGAAUCGCUCUUGGCAAAAAAAAAAUUGCCUAGGAAAAAUGAGAUGUUUGCCUUUUAGUUUUGAGCGUAGUGGUGAAUUCAACAUCAAACUAAGUUCAGAUUCCUCGCCUUGUGUAAUAUAUGGUUCGUGUAUUCUUGCUGAUGGGUCUAUACUUUUCUCUGAUCGAGGUAACUCUACCUUAAAACUUUUUGAUGGUACUGCUUUGAAUGUUAUACACCAUUACAAACUGAGUUCGAAGCCAUGGGAAGUAUGUUGCAUGGAUAACAACGAAGCAGCUGUUUGUCUUCCAGAUGAGAAAAAAGUUCUUGUUGUGAAAGUUAACCGUGAGCUUUCUCCAGAGAGAUUUAUACCUGUGGAGUUCAGAUGUCAGGGAAUAUCAUUCCAUGACGAGAUAUUUUACAUAUCCGAUAGCACUUGCUUGUACAUAUGCACUAAAGAUGGCGCUAUAUUAAAAACUAUUAGCCGAGACUCGUCAGGGAAAUCAAUGUUUUCAUAUAUCUACAACGUUUCUGUGUGUAGGUAUAACAAACGUAUUUUUGUGAAUGAUAAAGAUAAGGGUGUCAUCAGUCUCGACAUGGAUGGAAAUAUUCAGCAUGUAGUUUCAAAUGAGAUAGAGUGGGCUCGUGGAUUAACAGAAGCAGAUAAUUGGAAAGUAUUAGCAUGUGGACAUUCAUCAAAGAACGUCAUUCUUCUGGACGAAAACGGUGAAUUUGAAAAAGAUGUCAUCAAAGACGGUUUAUCAGGACCAAUGGCUCUGUGUUUCAGUCGCAGCACUGGACGUUUAUAUGUUCCUAAUAUCCAUAUAGACACUGUGCAGUGUUUUGAGAUGGAGGAUAUAGAUUAAGGAAUGAGUUCUUACAUCCGACUUCCUGGAUUCCUUUCCAGCACAAAAAUUUACGUUUCUAUGGAUAAAUAAACAAGAGGGCCAAGAUGGCCCUAGGUCGCUCACCUGAGAAACACACAAUAACAGUGUAAACAUGUUUGACAUAGUGAUUUUAUAGAAACAAAUAUUCUGACCAGUUUUCAUUAAGAUUAGAUCAAAAAUGUGGUCUCUUAAGUGUAAACAAGCAUUUUCUUCAAUUUGACCUAGUGACCUAGUUUUUGAGCUAAGAUAACCUACAUUCGAAUUUUACCUAGAUUUGAUCAAGGCAAUCAUUCUGACUAAAUUUCAUCAACCUCAAUUGAAAAAUACAGCGUCUAUCGCAUACAAAACGAUUUUCUUUGAUAUAUCCUAGCGACCUAGUUUUUGACCCCAGAUAACCCAUAUUCAAAUUUGACCUUAAUUUUAUCAAAGCUAGCAUUCUGACCAAAUUUCAUAAAGAUUAAU